UCACCACAGGCUAAGGUUAGCGGCCCCCCCUCGUAUCAGAUUAGAUCAGACCGACUUAAAACUAGGGUUUGGAAGAGAGAGAUGAAGAUAGCUCUUCUUCUUCCCUUCGGAUCUCUCCCUUUUCAUCUCUAUCUUUGCAAUUCCAUUCCAUACAAAGAAAUCUAGCUCUCUUUCUUUGCAAUUUUCUUUCCAUAAUAGGAAAUCCCGCUCUCUCUCUCUCUCUCUCUUCGUGUUUUACCUUCUCUGCAAUUUCUUACCAGAAAAGGAAAUCUCUUUCUCUUCUCUCUAGUUCUGGAAGGAGAUUGCUCUUCCUGCAUCUGCAAUUUUCUUUCCAUAAAAGGUAAUUUCAAUGGAGACUCAAUGGAUUACGGAAUUUCCACAUACAAACAUGGACAAACGGCCCAGGAAAAGGCCCAGGCUGACGUGGGACAUGCCGCCUCAGGUUCCUAAGGCUCUUCCAACAGUUGGCAAUGCCACGAUCCCAAAUCAUAAUCUCGGUUCUUCUCUUUACUACAAGGGAGCUGCUCGUAAUGGGUCCCCUCCUUGGCGCAAUGAUGAUAAAGAUGGGCAUUAUAUGUUUGCAAUCGGGGAGCACUUGACCUCCCGCUACAGGAUACUCAGCAAGAUGGGUGAAGGGACAUUUGGGCAAGUCUUGGAAUGUUGGGACAUGGAAAAGAAAGAAGCGGUGGCAAUAAAAAUUGUCCGAUCAAUUAACAAGUAUCGUGAAGCUGCCAUGAUUGAAAUUGAUGUGCUGCAGAAUCUUGCCAAACAUGAUAUUGGAGGCACUCGUUGUGUUCAAAUACGGAAUUGGUUUGACUAUCGUAAUCAUAUUUGUAUUGUAUUUGAGAAGCUUGGACCAAGCUUAUACGAUUUUCUCCGGAAAAACAGCUACCGUUCAUUUCCCAUUGAUCUAGUUCGGGAGCUUGGCAGACAACUUUUGGAGUCUGUAGCAUUUAUGCAUGACCUGCGACUUAUUCACACAGAUCUGAAGCCGGAAAACAUUCUUCUUGUUUCUGCAGAAUAUGUGAAGGUGCCUGAUUACAAGUUUCUAUCACGAUCUGCAAAGGAUGGUUCUUAUUUCAAGAAUCUGCCGAAAUCUAGCGCAAUCAAGCUCAUUGAUUUUGGUAGCACAACAUUUGAGCAUCAAGAUCACACUUAUGUGGUGUCAACGCGGCAUUACCGUGCACCUGAGGUUAUCCUGGGACUUGGAUGGAACUAUCCUUGUGAUUUAUGGAGUGUGGGUUGCAUUCUUGUUGAGCUAUGCUCGGGAGAGGCCCUCUUCCAGACCCAUGAAAACUUGGAGCAUCUAGCCAUGAUGGAGAGAGUGUUAGGCCCGCUGCCCCAGCAGAUGGUGAACAGAGCUGAUCGGCGUGCUGAGAAGUAUUUCAGAAGGGGUACAAGAUUGGAUUGGCCUGAAGGUGCAACUUCUAGGGAAAGCAUGAGGGCAGUCUGGAAAUUGCCUCGUCUGCAGAAGCUCUACUGAAUUGAUUUAUGUGAACUACGACACCUGAAUUACAGACUGGAUGUCGAUUAUACUGCAAGGUAAAGAUUGGCAGGUGCGUUUUUUUGCCUCUAUAUUUAUUAUUUUUUCCUAAUGAAAAAAAAGAAGCUGAUUUCCCUAGUUAUGUAUAAGCACUGAUACAUCAUGCAUCUUAUCCCAUCGUAAUAUAGUGCAUUAUGUGGGCCUGUGUGGGCCCAACAUUGGAAUGCCCAUGGUCCCAGAAUCAAUCUGGUAAGAUGGAUCUUUAUUAUGGGCAUUGGUAUGAUCAGGGAGGGACACUUCCCUUCUAAGGUUUCUGAUCAUGCUCAAGAGUCAAAAUUCAAUUGGGUAGAUGAUCAUGAGACUCAAUUGCCAGUUGUGAAUGGUUGGUUAGAGGUCUGCCCUGCAUUCAAGGCGCAGAUAUAUAUGAUAGGAGAUGGCUAUGAUUUCCUAUUUGUGAGGCUUUAUGGGUUCCGGUCUGUCCAUGAUGGUGCCUGCCAAAUCAACGGUUCAGGUCAUGCUGCUGUGGACAGCAUACAAUGGACAUGGAUGCCGCAUUGGGGCGGACCAGCAAGCAAAAUUAAUCUAAUUGUUGGGACCCGCCAGGUGAAAUUGUGAUGACCUUGAACUAUUGUUUGGAUGAAGAGGGUAGUACCCUAGCAUGAAGGGGUAUCAACAAGUGUGGCCCAAGUUCCAAUGUUUGAUCCAUGGUGUUGGUACGAUGGGACUUCUUUGUAUACUCCAUACUUGAAAAGUAUGCAAUAUUUGGAGGA
Molecule: messenger RNA, 2253 nt
Organism: Magnolia sinica
Lineage: Eukaryota; Viridiplantae; Streptophyta; Magnoliopsida; Magnoliales; Magnoliaceae
Product: serine/threonine-protein kinase AFC1-like
Exons: 12
Coding region: 350-1483 (377 amino acids)
Biological process (GO): protein phosphorylation
Cellular component (GO): nucleus
Molecular function (GO): ATP binding; protein kinase activity
Source: RefSeq, a predicted model, not a curated record